UUUACAUCGUACGCAACGGAAUCAAAACAACAGCGAUCGGAAAGUUCUGCCUAGAAAACGGAUUUGUUUUUUUUACAGUGGCCGGUUUUAGUCGAACGCAAUAAUGGCGGAUGAGAAUGAAAAUUCGUGCGAUAAGUUCGAUGAUGUGAAGCCGGAUAAAAUGUUUACGCUGAAAAAGUGGAAUGCGGUCGCAAUGUGGAGCUGGGACGUCGAGUGCGAUACGUGUGCCAUUUGCCGUGUGCAGGUUAUGGACGCGUGCCUUCGUUGCCAGGCGGAAAGCAAAAAGGACACCCUCGGCCGGCAAGACUGUGUUGUCGUGUGGGGCGAGUGCAACCAUUCCUUUCACCACUGCUGUAUGUCGCUGUGGAUAAAGCAGAACAAUCGGUGCCCGCUCUGCCAGCAGGAAUGGUCCAUCCAGCGUAUGGGCAAAUAGGUCGAUCAUCGCCACCAUGUUUCUUUCCGGCUCUCCAACUCCAAACUUCAAAAACGGCACGUGAGAAGAAAAAAAGCAAAGCAGCAAAAGGCAUCCGAAUCUCGGGGUAAUGUGUUGUACUAGACUUUUUUUUUAAAUAAAUAAAUAAGUGACAUCGCCAGCCAAUGUAA
This is a messenger RNA of Anopheles stephensi (Asian malaria mosquito), 603 nucleotides long. RefSeq names its product RING-box protein 2 (gene Roc2). Lineage: Eukaryota; Metazoa; Arthropoda; Insecta; Diptera; Culicidae. The record is from RefSeq and is a predicted model, not a curated record. Gene Ontology annotation, biological process: protein ubiquitination; ubiquitin-dependent protein catabolic process. Bases 104 to 433 code for a protein of 109 amino acids. Gene Ontology annotation, molecular function: zinc ion binding; cullin family protein binding; ubiquitin protein ligase activity. Gene Ontology annotation, cellular component: Cul5-RING ubiquitin ligase complex; nucleus. The transcript is spliced from 2 exons.